GAAAUGUUCAGGACAAAACUCUCUGACAGGAGAGAUUCCGACUGAGAUUGGAUCGUUGAAGGAAUUACAUUUCCUUGAUUUGAGUAAGUUUUGUAACCAAUGGAGCGCAAUUGUUGAAGUGCGAUAACUGAUUACCAUCAUGAAGUAAUACGAUGACCUCACAACAACUUAUCUUGAAACUGCUACAGGUGGCAAUAACCUAUGUGGCUCCGUCAGUUGCACCAACUUCAAGAAAAUGGACGCCACCGAGUUAGAACUAUGUCGAGAACGGAACACCUUCAAGCCAUGUUUAACGCCAUCGCCAUCAAUAUCGGCCUCACCAACAAAUUCAAAUGCGCCAUCCGCAGUGCCAACGAUAUCGCCGGCGCCCUCAGUGACGCAAAAUCGGCGCACAUCUCCUGCACCUACGGGAUUGUCCUCUGAUUCGUCCUCUGAUUGGUCAGAAAUUUGCGAUUCGAUCGGUAUGUGAUACGAAUGAUUUUUUAUUAGAAAAAGAAGGCUUGUACGAUCGCAUGGCCAAUAUGUGGGCUGUUUGUCAACCUCUGUAUUCCACAAUUGAGAUAUCUCACUUUCUUGGUUCCUGUUUUCGAAUUUUCGAAUUGGGAAAAAAUAAUGAAUACACAAUACUUAGUUGAUGUGAUAUGUGGUGAAGACAGGAACUUGACUUCGUUGUGCGGCUUUUUAUCCGACGAGAUCGAGCAAGAACUUUCAAUCGGAAAUUGGACUGUUUUUGCUCCCUUGAAUGAUAUUCCGGAAAACGUGACGAUUGUCGAAGAAGAGGACAUCACAGACCUUGCUUGGUUUCACAUUUUCGAAGAAGUACUGACUAAGGAAGAUCUUCCUUGUGAUAACGAAGGAGACAACACUACCCUGAUCACAAUGGCCAAUGGAAGAGAUACAAGGAUCAAGUGUGACGAUGAUAUACCCAUCGGUCAGAAAGGGAGAGGAAAUAAUGGCACCAUUUCCAACUUCAUUGAAUUUGACAUCGAAGCUUGCAAUGGCAUGAUUCAUAUCAUCGAGAAUGUACUUCUUCCUUGAUCGUGGUAGGCACCGCUUGCGACGAGCACCAACCAUGGGAGACAAAAAUCAUGGUCACCGUCGCAACCCCUAUUUUCCCAUAUUACGUGUAUGCUCGUGGUCAGUUUGAAUUACUUUCCUGUUCUCUUCACAGAAGUGAAGACAGCUAAGGAGAAAUGUUUUAAUGUACAGUAAAUCUAGUAUCAUCCG
Pseudo-nitzschia multistriata is the source of this 1227-nucleotide messenger RNA. The record is from the annotation of a GenBank genome assembly. NCBI's taxonomy places the organism in Eukaryota, Bacillariophyta, Bacillariophyceae, Bacillariales, Bacillariaceae.